Diospyros lotus (date-plum) is the source of this 4026-nucleotide messenger RNA. RefSeq names its product phosphoglucan, water dikinase, chloroplastic. Lineage: Eukaryota; Viridiplantae; Streptophyta; Magnoliopsida; Ericales; Ebenaceae. The coding region runs from base 229 to 3834 and encodes 1201 amino acids. The record is from RefSeq and is a predicted model, not a curated record. Gene Ontology annotation, biological process: phosphorylation. Gene Ontology annotation, molecular function: starch binding; kinase activity; ATP binding. The transcript has 19 exons.
UCUCUGACACCACGUGGCCCAAAAUUCUUUGCUUCUAAACGUUAUUGUUUCUAAACGUUAUCGUCUUCUUCACUCUCUACCAAGCAAGCAUUUUGCAAGACGUCUAAUAACGGAGCCGAUCCGAUCUUCUCUUUGCCAUAUGCUGAAUUAUUAUUAGUUCGCAUACUCAUCAUCUCUCUGCAAUAUUGGGUGGGUCUCUGUACAUGUUUGGCGGUGUAAUUCACAUCAAUGGAUACUCUGCGUGUUGUGUACUGCUGCUGCUCUUCUACCACGGCGAUGACUCUCAAUAAAAGCCAAAGUGCUCUCGCUCUGUUCAAGCCCAGGCUUCUUUUGCCUAAUCGAAACCCAAGGUUUGUGAGUCGAUACACUGGGCACUCCUCUCCAGUCCGUUGCGGCGUUUCCACCACCGAGGCAAGAGAGGAAGAGAAGAAGGGGAAGAAGAAAAUGCGAUUAAAGUCAAUCCGGGGCAAAGUAAGGUUAAUUGUACACCUGAAUCACCAAGUCCAAUUUGGUGAGCAUGUUGUGAUUAUGGGGUCAACAAAGGAGCUAGGGCUGUGGAGAAAGCCAGUUGGAAUGAAUUGGACAGAGGAUGGAUGGGUUUGUGAAAUGGACCUAAAAGGGGGUGACUCCAUUGAGUACAAAUUUGUGAUUGUGAAUAAGGAGAAGAGUGUGUUUUGGGAAAGUGGCGAUAACCGUAUCUUGAAGCUUCCAGAAGGAGGCAGUUUUAAGAUCAUUUGCCACUGGAACUUAACUGGCAAGGCUGUGGAUCUAUUGCCUUUGGAUUUGGAACAGAGCCUGGAGGGAGGGGAAGGCAUGGGUGAUAAUGGGUCUGCACCUGUUGAUGGUGCUACUCUUGCAGAGGUUGCUGCAAGUCCUUUUGUGGAGCAGUGGCAAGGUAAGGAUGUGUCUUUUAUGCGAUCCAAUGAGCAUCACAGCAGAGAAGCAGAGAGAAGGUGGGAUACAUCAGGUCUUGAAGGGCGGGCCCUUGAGUUAGUCGAAGGGGAUCGCAAUGCCAGGAAUUGGUGGAGAAAGCUUGAAGUAGUUCGUGAACUAGUAGUUGGAAGUGUGGAGAGUCAGCAGCGUUUGGAAGCUCUCCUAUAUUCUGCUAUCUAUCUAAAGUGGAUAAAUACAGGACAAAUUCCUUGCUUUGAAGGUGGAGGUCAUCACAGACCAAACAGGCAUGCGGAGAUUUCACGGGUUAUAUUUCGUGAAUUAGAACGGAUUGCAUAUAGGAAAGACACUUCAUUUGAGGAAGUAAUUGUCACCCGCAAGAUUCAUCCAUGUUUGCCAUCUUUUAAAGCUGAAUUUACGGCAUCUGUUCCUCUGACACGAAUUCGAGAUAUUGCUCACCGUGGAGAUAUACCUCAUGAUCUCAAGCAAGAAAUCAAGCAUACAAUACAAAACAAGCUUCACAGGAAUGCUGGACCUGAAGAUUUGAUUGCUACUGAAGCAAUGCUUGCAAGAAUAACAAAUAACCCUGGAGAAUAUAGUGAAGCAUUUGUGGAACAAUUCAAAAUAUUUUAUCACGAGCUAAAAGAUUUCUUCAAUGCUGGAAGUCUUGCAGAACAACUGGAGUCAAUAAAAGAUUCUUUGGAUGAACGGAGUUUAUCAUUGCUUUCAUUGUUUUUAGAUUGCAAGAAGAGUUUGGAUCGAUUGGAAGAAACAAGUCUCAGAGAAAAUAAUGGCAAGGAUCUCUUGGUCAAAACCAUACAGUCUUUGAGUGACCUGCGAGAAGUAAUUGUGAAUGGCCUUGAAAGUGGUCUUCGGAAUGACGCCCCUGAUGCUGCAAUAGCAAUGCGCCAAAAGUGGCGGCUUACUGAGAUUGGACUUGAGGACUAUGCUUUUGUUCUUUUGAGCAGGUUUCUCAAUGCUAUUGAAGCUGUUGGAGGAGCUUGUUGGCUUGCAGAGAAUGCAGAGUCCAAGAGUGUAAGCAGUUGGAAUGAUCCACUCAGUGCUCUUACCAGUGGCAUUCAUCAGCUAGCGCUGUCAGGUUGGAGACCAGAAGAGUGCAGAGCAAUUCGAAAUGAGCUUCUUGCAUGGAAGCAAAAAGGUCUCUUGGAACGUGAAGGCAAUGAAGAUGGAAAGAUGAUUUGGGCAUUACGGCUCAAAGCAACCCUUGAUAGAUCUAGGAGGCUGACUGAAGAGUACUCUGAGGCACUUCUGCAAAUAUUCCCUCCAAAAGUUGAGGUCCUAGGUAAGGCUUUUGGAAUUCCUGAGCAUAGUGUCAGAACAUAUACUGAAGCUGAGAUCCGUGCUGGUGUUAUUUUUCAGGUCUCAAAACUUUGUAGCCUUCUCCUAAAAGCUGUUAGAACUUCAGUUGGUUCUCAAGGCUGGGAUGUUCUUGUUCCAGGAGCUGCUUCAGGAAUCCUAGUACAGGUUCAGAGCAUUGGCCCUGGGAUGCUGCCAUCAUCUGUAACAGGACCUGUUAUUCUUGUGGUUAGCAAAGCUGAUGGAGAUGAAGAGGUAACAGGUGCUGGUGGUAACAUAGCUGGAGUUGUGCUUCUGCAGGAGCUGCCUCACUUAUCUCAUCUUGGUGUUAGAGCUCGACAGGAGAAGGUUGUUUUUGUGACAUGUGAAGAUGAUGAUAAAAUUGUUGAUGUAAAGAAGCUCGAGGGAAAAUAUGUGAGAUUAGAAGCUUCCUCGACUGGAGUUAAUAUAAUUCCAUCCUUUUUGGAUAGUAGCACUGGUGAUUUUCCUGUAAAGAAUCAUUUAAGUGAAGAGAUAACCAUGACUGCAAGCCCAGGAGAAAAUAAUUCAUCUUGGUCUCCUGUCGAAACCCCUCACUCUAUUCAGAAACUUUUCAUCCAGAUCGUUCCUGCUAGAGAUGUUAUAUUGCUUGGUGAUGCAGUUGUGCAAACUUCUGGUGCAAAAGCUGCUGCUUGUGGUCAAUUAGCUUCUCUUGCAGCAGUUUCUGAUAAAGUUUGCAAUGACCAUGGAGUACCAGCUUCAUUUAAUGUCCCUGCGGGGGCGGUAAUACCUUUCGGCUCUAUGGAGUUGGCAUUGGAACAGAGCAACUCCAUGGAGCCCUUCACGUCUCUUGUGGAAAAGAUUGAAUCAGCCCAAAUGGAUGAUGGAGAACUUGACAAUCUAUGUCAUCAACUCCGGGGACUUAUUUCUUCCCUACAGCUCCCAAUAGGCAUCAUUGAAGUCUUGGGGAAAAUAUUUACUGGAAGUUCACGUCUAAUUGUCCGUUCAAGUGCUAAUGUGGAGGACUUGGCCGGUAUGUCGGCUGCUGGCCUCUAUGAAUCAAUUCCUAAUGUGGGCCUCUCAGAUCCAACGACUUUUAGAAAUGCUGUUUGUCAAGUGUGGGCUUCGCUGUACACUCGCAGAGCAGUUUUAAGCCGCAGAACUGCUGGGGUCCCUCAGAAGGAGGCUGCAAUGGCUGUGCUGGUGCAAGAGAUGCUUUCACCGGAUCUAUCCUUUGUGCUUCACACACUCAGCCCAACAGACAAUGAUCAUUGUUCAGUGGAAGCAGAGAUCGCUUCUGGACUUGGCGAAACUCUAGCUUCAGGCACGCGAGGCACGCCCUGGCGUUUAUCCUGUGGAAAGUUUAAUGGGCGGGUACGCACAUUGGCUUUUGCGAAUUUCAGCGAGGAGUUAGUGGUGCGCGGUGGGGGCCCGGCCGAUGGACAAGUUAUCCAUUUGACUGUAGACUAUAGCAAAAAACCGUUGACGGUGGACCCAAUUUUCCGGCAGCAGAUUGGGCAGCGUCUGUGCGCCGUAGGUUCCUUCCUUGAGCGCAACUUUGGCUGCCCUCAGGAUGUUGAAGGAUGCGUGGUUGGCAAAGAUGUGUACAUUGUCCAGACACGCCCCCAGCCCAGCCCCAAUAAUUAAUGAAGUUAUGGCUGGACGACCUUUACAAUAGGUAAAUAAGAAUGAUACUUGGGGACGUAUUCGUGCAUUUUCAUGCUACAUAUAUGCUCCAAUAUAUUACAAGGGGCUAACACCCGCCCUCAAAAAUGGAACUUUUGAUAUUCAUCUUUUAUUUUAAUAUUAUGUUCUUAACCUGAACCAUUUUGGUUUGCA